AGGAUCUCCUGCCUUGCUCUUUAGCUACCUUUUAGCAUGGCUGUAGAAGUUGUUUAUGGUUAACUCUCUGCUGAUAAAACCUGUAUUUCUGUUCUCAGAGCUGAGUUAGUCCCCGCAGCGCUGUGCCGCCAUGGCGCACAGAUACCUCCGCCUUUCCAGAGGCUGUCGGAGCCUCUCCGGCCUUUUCUUAUCCGGGUACAGAGCAGCGAACUGCGGGCGAGGGUUAUCUACUCAGAGAGAGACACUGCAGACUUUGGACAGAGGAGUAUUACUUUCACAAUUUUUAGGAGCUUACAGAAGAUUAACCUCCAAGCCUCCAAAAGGAUUUGAAAAGUAUUUCCCUAAGAACAGUGAGCCCAAACCACCUAGUGCAGAGGCCAAAGAGGCUAAACCAAACAAUGGCCAGAAGCCUAGUGGGAAAUCUGAUGGAGGAGGAGGAACAGCAGGAGGAGGAGGAGGUGGUGGUGGUGGGGGUGGAGGCGGAGGCGGAGGCAAAAGAGGAGGAAGGAAAGAUGACUCCAGCUGGUUCAGUCGUCUCCAAAAGGGUGAUAUCCCGUGGGAGGACAAGGACUUUCGUAUUCUUGUGCUGAGUAAUGUUGCCUUCUGGUCAACAUUCUCUUACUUUUUGUUCUUUCGGGAAGGAUCGAAAGAAGUCACCUGGAAAGACUUUGUCAAUGGCUACCUGGCUAAAGGAAAUGUUGACAGGUUGGAGGUUGUGAACAAGCGUUUUGUGAAAGUAAUUUUCCCUCCAGGGAAAGCACCAGUUGAGGGGUACGUUUGGUUCAACAUUGGCAGUGUGGACACGUUCGAGCGGAAUUUAGAGACCGCUCAGCAGGAGUUGGGUAUUGAAGGGGAGAACAGACUGCCAGUUGUCUACGCCGCUGAGAGUGAUGGGUCUUUCCUCUUGAGCAUGUUGCCCACUGUACUGAUUAUUGGCUUCCUGCUCUUCAUGCUGCGGAGGGGAGCUGCAGGUGGUGGGCGGCCUGGCAGGGGCAUGGGUGGCCUGUUCAGUGUCAGUGAGACUACUGCCAAAGUGCUGCGAGACGAGAUAGACGUUAAAUUCAAGGAUGUUGCUGGCUGUGAGGAGGCCAAGCUGGAGAUCAUGGAGUUUGUGAACUUCCUGAAGAACCCAAAGCAAUACCAGGACCUGGGUGCCAAGAUCCCCAAAGGGGCCAUUCUGACUGGACCUCCUGGAACAGGAAAGACUCUACUAGCGAAGGCCACAGCAGGUGAAGCCAACGUCCCCUUUAUUACUGUGAACGGCUCCGAGUUCCUGGAGAUGUUUGUGGGUGUUGGGCCAGCCAGGGUUCGGGACCUUUUCGUUCUGGCUCGGAAGAACGCCCCCUGUAUCCUCUUCAUAGAUGAAAUCGAUGCUGUGGGAAGGAAGCGAGGCAGGGGCAAUUUUGGGGGACAGAGUGAGCAGGAGAACACACUAAACCAGUUGCUAGUGGAGAUGGACGGGUUCAAUACUGCCACCAAUGUUGUGGUCCUGGCUGGCACCAACAGGCCAGACAUCCUCGACCCAGCACUGAUGAGACCAGGACGCUUUGACAGGCAGAUAUACAUUGGUCCUCCUGAUAUCAAAGGCAGGGCCUCUAUUUUCAAAGUACAUCUGAGACCACUGAAGCUGGAUGCAGAACUGGACAAAGAGUCCUUAGCCAGGAAAAUGGCCGCUCUAACGCCUGGCUUUUCAGGUGCCGACAUUGCCAACGUGUGUAAUGAAGCAGCACUGAUAGCAGCUCGCCACCUAUCUGAUGCCAUCACCCAGAAACACUUUGAGCAGUCCAUCGAGCGUGUGAUCGGAGGCCUGGAAAAGAAGACGCAGGUGUUGCAGCCUGAGGAGAAGAAGACUGUAGCAUACCAUGAGGCAGGGCAUGCAGUAGCUGGGUGGUACCUAGAACAUGCAGACCCUUUACUAAAGGUGUCCAUCAUCCCUCGUGGAAAGGGCCUGGGCUAUGCUCAGUACCUCCCUAAAGAGCAGUACCUGUACACCAAGGAGCAACUGCUCGACAGGAUGUGUAUGACUCUGGGUGGACGUGUCGCUGAGCAAAUUUUCUUUGGAAGAAUCACCACUGGGGCACAAGAUGAUCUGAAGAAAGUGACUCAAAGUGCAUAUGCACAGAUUGUGCAGUUUGGAAUGAAUGAAAAAGUGGGCCAGGUGUCCUUUGAGAUGCCUCGACAGGGAGAGAUGGUCCUGGAGAAGCCCUACAGCGAGGCCACAGCCUUUCUGAUUGAUACAGAGGUUCGAGAUCUCAUUAACACCGCGUAUGAGCGUACGCUGAAACUGCUGUCGGAGAAGAAGCCAGAAGUGGAGAAGGUGGCACUGCGCCUGCUGGAGAAGGAGGUGCUGGACAAGAAUGACAUGUUGGAGCUUCUGGGCCAGCGACCGUUUGCAGAGAGGUCAACAUACGAAGAGUUUGUGGAGGGCACAGGUGGGAUGGAUGAGGACACCACGCUCCCUGAAGGUCUGAAGGACUGGAACAAGGAGCGCGGAAGUGAGAAGGAGGAGAGCACUGAUGAGCAGGUGGCUCGCCAGAUCAAAGGUGGCAUGCCUUUCUAGGGAGACUUUCUUUUACCGGAGACUAAGCACUUAUUGAAAGGAGAGGGAAGAGUUCAUAUAACGCUUGAGUCCUGCUCAGGAGAGAACACCGAAACAGAAGCAGAUCUCUCUGCAGGAAGGGCUGGUGAUAUGCCCUCGCUAAUCCAUACUGCUGCCCUCAACCAUUGCGGGUUUGUUUCUGUUGCACGGCUGAAUGCAGAGGUAUGUGGUGAAACAGUGCUUUGUGGAAAGGCAUUUGUUGCACCAGCUCUGUGUCCGGCCAGGUCAGUGAACUCCAGGCUGAAGGUGAGGUUGGGUUUGAUUGGAGACAUCGCUGCUUAGCUUCAAAUCCAUUUUUACCCAUAAAGCUUACCCGCAAAUGCUGUAGUCCGAAUUUUGAUGACCAAGAAGAGUACAGAGGAUGUAUGUGAAUCUCCUUUAAGUUAAAAGUGCAUAUACAUUUAAAUUAAAAUUAAGUUCAGUAUUUCUGAUUGUUUUCAGUAAUUAUUUUCUUUUCUGAAGGUGUCACACGUACUUACUUACACGUCAUACUUGUUCUAAGUAUUAUAAGUCCUAUCUCUGUACAUUAGAUUCAUAAUUUAAGUAUAUUAAAGAAGAACUUUUGUGGUUUGCAUUGGAAAGGCAAAAUGCAAUGUUUAUAUUGCUGUUAAUUCACCAGAUUUUACAAUUGGACACUAGAAAGAGAAUGAAAUCCAUCUUAUUAAUAUACUAUUGUUGGAAUACUUGGCAAAUAUGGGGUUUUAAUUACUUUCCAAUUUUUUUAUUAUAAUCUAUGAAUCCCAGUCACUAUCUAUUCAAUCUGAAAACGAAAAUUGACCUUAAAACCUAACGAUAUAAUCAGUAGUCCGAAGCCUUUUCUUAGAGUGCUCUGUUUUUGAGAUACUGUUUUUCUGUUCCCUCUCCUUCUAACAUAAUGAAAUAUGUUCUUCUGCAGCGACAAAUUCGUAGUAUCUUGGGUGCCAGUGCACCUACUGUAUAACAUGUAUAUUUAUAUAUCAAUAUGUCUCUUCGGGAUAAUCUGCUAAGACCAACUGCCUCCCAGCUCCAAGCCUAAAUCAACUCUUAUGGAUGUAUUCCCUCCUGUCACUCUCAAAACAUUAUUGAUUGACUUCCUUAAUUACGAGCACUGAUUUUAUUGCAGUUAACAGAAUAUAAUUCCUAUGGCGUGCAAAAGACCUCAGGGACACACACAGAUGAACAGUGUGUUCUCUUGUUUUAGUCUAGAAUGCCAGUAAGCAUCUCCAGGUUCAUAAUUUAUUCAACAGUACAGAGCCUAAUGUGGUGCACACAAGCCUUGUAAUUCUGAGUACAUCAGACGACAGCGUCCCACUCCAGUCUAUCUAAUAUCCGGCACUUCCGGAGCUGUUCUGGCAAUCUGGAUUCUGCAAUAUUCAGUGUAAAUGUUGUUUGUGAAAAAUGGUUUUGAAUGUACAAAUAAAUGUGUAUUACAUUUA
Astyanax mexicanus (Mexican tetra) is the source of this 4014-nucleotide messenger RNA. RefSeq names its product AFG3-like AAA ATPase 2 (gene afg3l2). Lineage: Eukaryota; Metazoa; Chordata; Actinopteri; Characiformes; Acestrorhamphidae. The transcript has 17 exons. Gene Ontology annotation, molecular function: ATP-dependent peptidase activity; zinc ion binding; ATP hydrolysis activity. Gene Ontology annotation, biological process: protein-containing complex assembly; mitochondrial protein processing. The record is from RefSeq and is a predicted model, not a curated record. Gene Ontology annotation, cellular component: membrane; m-AAA complex. Bases 131 to 2560 code for a protein of 809 amino acids.